Molecule: messenger RNA, 6183 nt
Organism: Didymodactylos carnosus
Lineage: Eukaryota; Metazoa; Rotifera; Eurotatoria; Philodinida; Philodinidae
Source: the annotation of a GenBank genome assembly
AUGACUGCCGCUGACUUUAAUCCGCAAUCUCACGGCAUGUAUCAGCAACAACAAAUGAAUUUUUAUGGAGACCCAAGAAAUAUGAUGAACAUCAACGGUGGUCGCUCUACUUCUCAGCAAAUGAUGAAUCCAAUUUUAUACAAUGGACCACAAUCUAGAUUGUCCGGCGUUUAUCCACAAACAUCAGCCUAUCCGAUGAGUCCAGCGCAGCAGCAACAGUUUAAUAAUCAUAAUCAAAUUGAUUGUCAAACAUUAGUGUAUGAACAACGUUUAUCUCAUAGUAAUACAAAUUGUACGUCAAUGCCCACUGGUUUACAUGAUUCUUCCUCUCGUUCGUAUUUCGGGAAUCAUAAUCAGUCAUCAUCUAUGCCAAAUAAUUAUCCACCAUCAUUAUCGCAGCAACAACAACAGGACUCUUUUCCGAUAUCUUCUUCAUCUCCAUACGAACCUGUUCGUACUUAUUACGGAAAUUUAGUUAAUGAAUACCAUCAUCCGUCAUCGGAGCUCAAUCCAUCGUAUAAUGAUAUUGAACGAUAUACAACCAAAGACAAAGAUACUCGAUCUUCUUCAUUGUCUUCUGUCACACCAGUAUCAUCUUCGUCCGCAACCAAUAUAACAGCAAUUUCGAAUCUUACAAACAGUGAUCAAUCAACAAUGGCCAAAGAAGAUCUGGGAUCUCAAAGCGAUAAGAAUGUUACCAAUGAUUCAGAAAAUCGUCUGCAUUCCUCCACAGUAUCAAGUGGAAAUAAUGCUAUAUCUAUACCACAAUCACCAUCAUCACAUCAAAUGUCGAAUGAAAACAUCCAGCAGCAGCAGCAGCAACAACAACAACAACAACAGCAACAAUUAUCAUCAAUGGGGAGCUCAGGUGAUCCAUCUUCGAACAUGUAUGUUGCUAGAGGAGCAAAUAGCGGACCAUCUGCAAGUUAUGCACCAGGUUAUAUGACAAAUCCAUAUGGUGCUGCAAUGAUACCACCAAAUAACCAGCCAAGAGUGGGAACAAAUAUUAACAACUAUCGUCCGUAUAUAAUGAAUAUGCCAUAUACAAAUGGUCCGCCUAUGCAAAAUGGAUUAAUGCCUACGAGUAACCCAUCAUCACAAAUGAAACAGAUGGUAUCAGCGCAAACUCCUGUCACAUCCCAACAACAACAAUCGCAAACACCACGUGGACAAAAUCAAUUAUCUCCAAAUCGUUCACAACGUUUAUCGUCAACGUCAAGCACUAAUAAUUCAAAUACUCAGCAAACACCGCCUCCCUCACAAUUAACUCCGACGUCAUCGUCACAACAACAACAACAACAACGCUACAUGUCAUCGAAUAGUUCAUAUAAUCCAUAUUCCACUUCAACUACGAAUCAUAUUGUAAAUGGACCAUAUUCUAAUACUAAUCAACUAACAUCUUUUGCACGCGAUAAUCUCAUUUCUGCUGGAAAUAAUAAUCCAAAUGGUUAUGCUUCGUCAGCACAAUGGUCACAGCAAAGUCUCAACAAUAACUCAUUUGGACAGACUCGAACGGAAUCAUUGACACCAAGUUUAGCUAGUAGUGCAGGUGAUUCCGAUUCAAAUUCAAGCAAUACAUCAUUUCCUAGCGCCAAUCCACAGUUACAUCAUCAUCAUCAUCAUCAACAACAACAACAACUGUACAAUACAAAUUCAGCAUUAACUAACGGUCCAGCGAAUCCAAACAUGAACAACAGUAAUUAUCCAUACAGUACGAACGAUAAUAACUAUUUGAAUACAUUUAGUGGAGAUAGUAAUAAUUACGACAAUGUAAAUUAUAAUUAUUCAAUGAAUCCAUAUGCUCACUCACAACAACAACAGCAAAAUCUUAAUGAUCCAUCAUCUUUUCGUCCUUCGUCACAUGCCGCAGGCGUACCCAAUGAAGAUGCAAGCACAUCAGGAAACUAUCAUCGUAAAUCAAGUGAGGUACAGCCUGUUCCACACACAAGCGGUAAUAUCAGUAAUACUUCCCAAUCAAAUCCACCAAUUAGUAGUAGUGCUACUAAUAAUAGUAGUAGCAAUAAUGGGCCUAAAUCACCUGGCGCUGCAAGUAUGUCAUCUUAUCAACCAGAUGAUCUUGACUCUAGUAAUUCAAGUUGGCCUGACAGUCCACAACCGUCAACGGAUGUUAAGCAAAAUAGACGAAAAUUAUCAUCCGGCUCCACACAUUCAACUCCUGUAGAAGUAUUUACUCGUUUACGUGAGCUUAGUGAUGAACCCGAGAGACAUUUAUUUGUGGAUCGUUUACAAAAAUUAUGGGAAGAACAUCAUGUUGUAUGUCGGAAUUUGCCGAGUAUAUCAAAACAAACAAUUGAUUUAUACAAACUCUAUUUACUUGUUAAAGAACAGCAUGGAUUUCAAGAAGUUGCAAAAAAUAAACAUUGGCGUGAAAUAGCUAGUAAAUUAAAUAUAAUUAAUUCGUCCAGUGCAGCAUUUAAUGUCAAACAAAAAUAUGUUGCUCUCAAAUUGUUCCACUAUGAAUGUCGUUAUGAUCGUAAUGGUAUUGAUCCUGGACCGAUAUUACUUGAAUUAGAGAAAACGAGUACAAAAAAAGGUAUGAAAGGACCUAGAAAGCAGGACAAUGGUAGCGGUGGUGGAGGUAGCGACAUGAAAGCAAUGCUACAACAACAACCAACAAUGCCAUUAGCUGCUUAUGGAAAUGUGACGAACAAUCCUCUAGCGGCAAUGAGAGGUUAUUGUCAAACACAAAUGAUGCCUCCAUCAAUGAUGAAUCCAUCAUCGAGUCCUAAUAAUUAUCGUCCAAUGAUGGUGCAAUAUGGUAUGAAUGUACCACCAUCAAAUCAACAAACUGGUGUACCUCCUGGCAGUGAUAUGAUGAUGAAUCAAUUUGUUCAAGAUUCUGGAGGCAGCAGUGGAGUUAUGCCUUCUUAUAAUGAAAUGGAUGUGUCUCUAUAUCAACAACAACAACGUCAAAUGAUGCCAUCGACAAAUUAUCCAAAAACAAUGUCAUAUCCAAAUUCAGUGCACAGACCGCCCAGUACACAAUCACCAAUGUAUACAAAUCCACCUCCAUCGCCUUACAGUAAUGCAAAACUAUUACCACCACUACAACAACAACAACAACAACAACAGCAGCAGCAACAACAGACAACGACUCAACAAGAUAAUAAUAACAAUAAUAAUAAUAAUCCAAUGUAUAAUCCACAGGCGACUGGCCCACCCAGUCAAACUCAUUAUAAUUAUCUAUCACAGCCCAUGACAGGUUAUCCAUCUUCGUCGACUGAUCGCUUGUAUCCACCACGUACGAUAUUACCACCACAAACUCCAUCUAAUAUGCCGCCAUCUGCAUCAUCUUCGUUUUCUAUGACGGGUACACCAGCACAAAAUUCAAAUGAUUCAUAUCCUUCUGUAAAUAAUAAUUCAACAAAUAUAAUUACGAAUGAUACAACAGGGAAAAAGACUGGGGAAAUGCCAGUACCGUCUCCAGUUGUUCGAGAAAAUCCAUCUAAUGAUGAACCAGUGAUCUCACCACAACCAUCAAAUAACACUAGUGGCCGCUCGUCUCCACCAUCGAAAUGUCUCGAUCCAAAAAUGAAUAAGUUGCUGAUAAAUCAACUUCGUUCUUCUACGACUGCAUUAUCAUCUCAACCAACAACAUCCGUUUCUCAACCAAUACUACCUACGUCGUUAACAACAACAAGUACUCCAACAGUAACUGUUCCACCAAGUCCAUCAAUAGUAGCAGCUGUAGCUGCUGCUGCUAAUGUACAUAUGCCAACAACAGUACCGCCAACGAUGUCAAAAGAUAUUUUAUUUCCUCCUGAUUGCGUUGAAUCUACCACAAUUUUGUCGAAAGGCAAAAGGAAAAAAUUAACAUCAAAAGACAUCACACCAGUCGAUCCAUGGAAAUUGUUAAUGUCUUUACGUGGUGGUCUAUUAGCCGAAACAACAUGGGCAUUAGACACUAUUAAUGUGAUGUUAUCCGAUGAACAAACAAAUACCUAUUUUCGUCUGAAACAAAUGCCGGGAUUAUUACAAGCCAUUUAUGAUAUUUAUCUCAAAUGUCUUCAACAAUUAUUCGAAGAAUUUAGUACGCCAUUUACCAAAACAAAAAAAUCAAGAACGUCAUCUUUAGAUAAUAAAAGCGAUGAUCAAAUAAACGUAAAAGUUAACGAUAUACCGUUGCCUAAUGAUUUGAAUUGUUCAUCUCAUUUAACUUGUACAACAAUUAAAAAAGAGAAACAACGCGAUGAUAUACUUUAUCGUAUUGAAUCAAAUUAUUUAAUGAAAUAUCGUCGACUAAAAUCAAAAGCACUUGUAGAACAAACAGUGACAUUUGAACAAAUGCGAGAUAAUGAUGGAAAUGAGAAAAAGAAUCCGUUGAAUGUUCUGGAAUUGUAUGAUACGAACGAAUUAUCCUAUAUUCGAACUCAUUUUGAUCCAUUAAGAGUAGACGAUUCUUAUUAUGAACGGUUGUAUUAUACCUGUCCGAAGGGUAAAAAUAGCAACUUAUCAACAGAAGACUGUCCCUCGAGUAUAAAUGAGUCUAUGAACGUUUCUUCUAUUACUACCGCUCAUCAGGAACAACAACAAUCAAAAAAAUCAUUACUAGUACGGACUAAAAUAAAAGGACGGAAACGUUUGAAUUCAGAUCACAUCUAUAAACCAAAAAAAGCCAGCACAUCAAUAACAACAACAAAAACAGAACAAUUGAAUGAAGAAACAUCAAAUUCAUCUGAAUCCGAUAAUGAUAACAAUGACUUUUUUCAUCGUUAUAAAAGAAAAUAUGAACCAGAUGAAUAUCAAGCAAAUAAACUUUAUGGUGGUAGUUGUCUAGUGAAUACUAAAAUCGAAUCUAAAACGAUAAAUAUUACAUCAUCGUCAUAUCUGGAUUCUUGUAAUCAAUACGAUGAACCGCUGUUUUAUUCACAUUCACAAUCGUAUGAGCAAAUAUGUUCACGUUGUAUAUGCGCAUCGUCUAUAAUACGAAAUUUAAGUUUUAUAUCUGGAAAUGAUCUAGAAUAUUGUAAAUCAAAAACAUUAAUUCAUUUAUUAGCUCGAUUAUUAUUACUCAGGCAUGGCAAUGAUAAUAGUACAAUGUGUACAUUGCAGACAUCAACGUCACACUCCUCUCCUUGUUCUUCUUCUUCUGCAAUAUUAACUACAAUACAGUCAGAUAAUCAUCAAAAUAAUAGAAGAAAACGGCGGCACUCACUAUCAUCGAUUACGAAACCUAAACAAUCUUCAUCAACUAAUACUCUCGAUGAUGAAGACGAGGAAAAUCUAUCAGAUAUUUCGGAUGAUCAUUUAUCCGAGAAAAGGAAGACAUCAAAUUUUUAUUGGCUCGAAUGUGUUCAAAAUAUUCGUGAAAAUACAUUAGUUACAUUGGCUAAUUUGGCUGGUGCAAUUGAAUUAAAUAUAUAUGAUAGUGACGUACUACAUACACUUAUUGAUGGUCUAUUACAUUGGGCAACAUGUUAUUCCGGCGAUGCUAUUGAUCCAUUACCAUGUCAAGUAUUAUCAAGUAUAAAUACGCCGACGAAUGGCGAUAAUCGAAAUUAUUUAUCUGCUCAACGUCUUUCAAUUGAAAUAUUAUCAAAAAUGAGUGUACACGAAAUGAAUAUGGAUUUUAUAUUGGCUACACCACCAUUUUUUCGUAUUAUAUCAUUAUUUCAUGUACUAACUGACUGGUUAAUUGUAGACGAUUCUUUUUAUCCACCACAAGUACCACCCUAUCAUCCACAUCAUCAUUAUAUGAUGCAACAACAUUAUCAAUAUCGACAACAACGUGGUGUAGAACGACAACAACAUACACAACGUGAAUUUUCCGUUGUACUAUUGAAUGCAUUAGUCAAAUGUGAUAUACUAGCAUCAAAUGUUUUAGCUAAAAUACCUUGUACAAUAUCUUUAUUGAUAAAUUUCAUGGAAGAUUAUGAACAAAAAACAAAUGAAUUAAUGCAACGUUUUGGUGUCGAUUAUGUUGCGCGAUUAACACAACAACAACAUCAGAAUAAUCCAACAGUCGAUACUAUUUUAUUUACAACAGUUGAUAUGUUAAAACGUUGUGCAAAUUGUCUGUUAACAAUAGCGUCUUAUAAUGAAAAUGUAAAUAUAAUGAAACGUUAUGAAGAUAGAUUAUUGAAUUUAUCUAUAUCACAUGUUAUCGAUAUGAAUGUUGGAAAAAUUUUAACUGAAGUAUUACACUAUUGUACUAGUAGUUGA